Messenger RNA from Xenopus laevis (African clawed frog), 2212 nucleotides. It is a transcript of the gene otop3.S, whose product is annotated as proton channel OTOP3. The transcript has 9 exons. The coding region runs from base 5 to 2122 and encodes 705 amino acids. Lineage: Eukaryota; Metazoa; Chordata; Amphibia; Anura; Pipidae. The record is from RefSeq and is a predicted model, not a curated record.
GCAAAUGCUAGCAGCACAACAUCAAGUUGUGAAUGUCACAAUAUACUGUACACUGUCCAGCAUGGCUUUAAUGAUGUUUGUGCAGCACCCACUAGCAGAGGGACUUCAAUCCCAGAAUCCAUCACUUCAAAAUGGAACAAGGAGAUUCGGUUGUAUGCCACAUUACAUGUAUGGAUCUCUGCCCUGCCCUGGGGCACGCCAAGGGAGGAUAAUCCCUCAUAUAUGCAGAGAAAGGAGGGGUGAACAAGCAUCAUGUAGAGACCAAUAUAUGGACCUUGAUGCCCCUGGGAGGAAUUAUGAGAGUUCAUGGCUUCAUCGUCACUGUACGUCAUCCACUACUCUUCACAGAAGGGCAAAAAAAACUGGCAGACUGUUCUCAGGCCUCUUUGGUAUGAAUCUCAUGUUUAUGGGAGGUACUCUGGUCACCGGCGUGGCACUGAGUAACAAUGCUGUGCCAGAAGGAGACUCACAAAUCUUCCUUUGCAUCCUAAUGUUGUUUAGCUCAAUUUGGUCGCUCUACCAUCUACUGUAUGUCCGUAAGAUUAAUUAUGCUGCACUUCACCAGGACCACCAUGCAGGAGCUCUAUGGCUAAAAGCCUCCCUUGCCCUUUUUGGGAUAUGCAGCAUCCUGCUGUCCAUCUUUAAGAUUGGCCACGUCGUGUUACUGCUGCACUGCCAAUUACCAAUGGAUAUCAUCUACAACUGCAUGGAAAUACUAUUUGUCAGUGUCCAGACUGUUCUGCUAUGGAUUUCCUGCAAGGAUUGUAUUCAGCUGCAGCACAAUGUUACCAGGUACGGCAUCAUGUUGACACUAGCCACCGAUAUGCUGCUCUGGUUUACAGCUGUAAUUGAUGAUUCUCUGGAGCAAGAUCUGGCGAGCUUACGAGGAAACGCAACACAAGAUCAAAGAGAAGAUAUGACACAGUGUCAGUGUCAAGCUUCCGCCAUGUGUUGGGCAUUUAAGCAGGGCUAUGUAACCAUGUACCCCUUCAAUAUUGAGUACAGCCUAAUCUGUGUGUCAUUGCUCUUUAUUAUGUGGAAAAAUGUUGGAAGGAGAGAAAUGCCUCAUUCCAAACCACACCAGACUAGGUUCCAGCUGCGUGGAGUAAUAUAUGGACCCCUGACAGGCGGUGCUGCUCUUCUGGUUGGGAUCUGUAUAUUUGUUCACUAUCAGAUUGAGGCAUCUUCUGGGUUGGUGUCUUCUCUGUCAUUUCAAAUGUAUUACGGCUACAAGCUCAUUAUCCUGCCUCCCAUGAUAAUCUGCAGUGUGGUGGGUAUCCUGGUAUACAGCCUCAGAGAGAAGGAAAAGAGGGAUCAAGAGAAAAUUAGCAAGAGUGACCAGGACUGGCUUCAAAUGGAAGAUAUGGGAAGUCAAAUCCAAGACAAUGACUAUAGCUCAAGGCACUAUCAAAGCAGUGAGGAGCGGAAAAAAAUUAAAGAAUAUAGCAUUGCACAAUUUCACUAUACAAAACAUGGGCAGGCACAGAGGACAGACCAUAAACUGGAACAGGGGGAGAAAUUAGACCAUAGUCAGGAGAACAUAAACAAACACAAAACCCACCAUGGGAAGAUUUCAAAAAACUACACCCGUAGAUUGGAUGUAACCCUGCUGCUUAUUUCAGCAGUGGGCCAGGUCGGCAUCUCUUACUUUUCAAUAAUAGCCUCAGUGGUCACCAAUCCAUGGACCAUGAUGAGUGUCCUCAACUUCUCAAUCUCACUGCUCAUGAUCCUCCAGUAUUUGUCUCAAACAAUGUUCAUUAUUGAGAGCAUGAGGGGCAUACAAGAGGAAGAGAAGGAGAGACCAGGACAUUGUGAAGAAUUCUCCAAUCAGAAGUCCAUACAAGAGAUGCGCAGCGUGUCAAUUUCCUCCAGAGAGAAUACUGGUCAUCUCAGUCUAAGCCGAAGGGUGGUGAAGGAGACUGCAAUGUUCCUAAUGACCUGUAAUAUCAUGUGUUGGAUCAUGGGAGCCUUCGGAGCACAUCCUUUGUAUAUGAAUGGCUUAGAGAGGCAACUUUACGGAUCUGGCAUAUGGUUAGCCAUCCUCAAUGUUGGACUGCCGCUGUCAGUCUUCUACAGAAUGCACAGUGUGGGAAUCCUACUAGAAGUCUAUCUCCAUGCAUGAGGCGACAUCCCUCCCUGAGCCCCCUAAGCACUGAAAUAAAGCAGUUGGGGGAUUUGUAAAUAUGAAUCUGAUAAUAAAGAAUAAAUCAUA